AUGAAAGGACAUUUUUCUGGGUUCAGAGUGAUCAAGAGUAUCGAAAAUGGAAAAUGGUACGGUGAUGGUCCAUACAAUAUCGAGAGUGGAGUUCAAAUUAUAGAAAUGGUGAUACAUAGCCCGAUCCCAUCAUACAUCAAAAUGGAUGGAUCUACCUCAUUAGUGACGUAUCUCAACCAAGUACGCACCUGCAUGGUUUGUGAUGCUCCUGGACAUGUGAGAAAAGAUUGCCCAGAACAUCCCAAUAAUAGAAUUGAGGAGAUAAGAAAACCCCCGAAGACGACACCUGAGAAGGAAACAGAAGGAAUCACAUAUGCACAGGUAUUAAACUCUAGCGAGAGGGUAAGAGAACAAGCCCAUAGCGGAACUCAGGACACUACUGUGGGCGUACAAGACAGUGAUGAUAUUGAACAGCCGGAUGAGAGCAUAGCCGAGACUCAAAACGACGCAUGGUACAAUAUCAUGGAAGCAGAACCGGCGCUUAGCCAGCGGAUGGAAGUACUAAAGCCUCAAGCAUCUUCAAGUUUGAGCAUGGGUAUUGAGACACCGUGCCCGAAUCAGCAAGCUGAGAAGAAUAGAAGAAAACGAGCAAAGGAAGUGAACAAACUUUCGGAUUCUAGCAGUGGAGAAAAAAAGGUGCCAAAACUGAUACUAAAAAGGAACAAGGACAAUGAAAUACAUAGAGAAGGCUCAGAUGAUGAUGAGAGUCCAGACUCUCCAUAUUAA
This is a messenger RNA of Phaedon cochleariae (mustard beetle), 726 nucleotides long. The record is from the annotation of a GenBank genome assembly. NCBI's taxonomy places the organism in Eukaryota, Metazoa, Arthropoda, Insecta, Coleoptera, Chrysomelidae.